GGGUUGCGCCGCGCCCAAAACUUGGGACUUUUGAUGUCGAGGCGGACUGCCUUCCUCCACCUGAAGCGCCUACUGGGAGCGUCGAGGUCGCCCCUUCCUCCGCCGCCGCGCUCCGUUCUUAGGUCUCCCGCGCCCCCUCCGCUUCUGCAGAGGCGCAGCUGUUCCUCCUCGCCCCUCCUGAGCUUUUUCUCCGGAAACACGGCGGUUUCUGAUGCGUACGAAAGCAAUCUUUUUCCCGUGCAUCAGGGGCACGGAGAAAGACGCCUAGGGGAGUCGCAGGCGGAGGAGGAGGUGGCGAAGUACAUCCCGGUCAAGGCCUUCUUCCUCUCUACUAGCAUUGAUCUGAAGAGCCUGCAGACCGAGAAUUCAAGUGAUGUAAUUCCUCCGACUUCUAGAUCAUCUAACUGUGUUGCUCUGCGCUACAAUGAUUUCCAGCCUGAAACAUCAGACAGUGUGGUCAAAGAAAGUGUACAUUAUCGCCAUGUGAUUGUAUUCCAAUAUGGUUCUGCCGUGUUGUUCAACAUUGCAGAUCAUGAAGCUGAGCGGUACCUAGAUAUAAUCCGGAAGCAUGCAUCUGGAUUGGUACCAGAGAUGAGAAAGGAUGAUUAUGCUGUAGUUGAGAAGCCAUCAUUGGAAGCAUGGAUGGAAGGAGGUCUGGACUAUAUAACUCUAAAAUGUUUGGAUAUUGAUGGAAUACGCAUAAUUGGAAGUGUACUAGGUCAAAGCAUUGCUCUCGAUCAUUAUGUACGACAGGUCGAUGAUAUGGUUGAGGAAUUUACAGACAUUAAUCGUGGCAUGGAGAAGACUGGAACUUUUAACAUGAACAGGAAUAAACUGUUCCAACUUGUUGGAAGGGCAAAUUCUAGUCUUGCUGAUGUGAUUUUAAAGCUGGGCCUUUUUGAUAGGUCCGAAAUUGCUUGGAAAAAUGCGAAUUAUGCCCAAAUUCUGGAGUAUCUAAGAGAAGAAUACGAACUGGCACAACGUAUCGGAAACCUCGAUUUUAAACUGAAAUUUGUGGAGCACAACAUCCAUUUCCUUCAAGAAGUCCUCCAGAACAGAAAAAGUGAUCACAUGGAAUGGUUAAUCAUUAUAUUGCUAUUAGUGGAAAACAUCCUUUCAUUUUACGACCUGGCAAUGAAGGUUUAGAGGCAGUUUUCCAUCUAAGAAGCCCGGAUUGCCUGACUAGGGCGACCAUUUCAUGAAAAUGCAUGGUGAUGCAACUUCUGGAACCACAACCUUGUGCUCCCUUCCCAAAAUGCUGACCAUGUCUCCUUCUUGGAGUUGGAUGCAAAAAAUCAUUCAUUCCAUGUAGAACAUCAUUCAUUAUUUACACAUUUCUUUUGGUCAGAUCCUACUUCUUGUGGGGUGAUGAAGAGGCAAAAAGCACCAAUAUCUCUCAUAGCCGAUAAAUUAUUAUACUGGCAAUUUUUUCCUGAACCAGUUUACAUAAUCUUUGAGAUAACCACUUACAAGUGGGUUAUAUGUGUACAUGUUUAUCUCAUUUUACAUCAUCUCUUUUUGCUUGUUAUACAGCAUAUGAAAACAGAAGUACGCAAAUAACAUUUUUUGCUCUC
Messenger RNA from Musa acuminata subsp. malaccensis (wild Malaysian banana), 1574 nucleotides. Its product is annotated as protein RETARDED ROOT GROWTH, mitochondrial. Lineage: Eukaryota; Viridiplantae; Streptophyta; Magnoliopsida; Zingiberales; Musaceae. The record is from RefSeq and is a predicted model, not a curated record.